This is a messenger RNA of Plasmodium vivax (malaria parasite P. vivax), 978 nucleotides long. Its product is annotated as variable surface protein Vir14/32-related. The coding region runs from base 1 to 978 and encodes 325 amino acids. The transcript is spliced from 2 exons. The record is from RefSeq and is a predicted model, not a curated record. Lineage: Eukaryota; Apicomplexa; Aconoidasida; Haemosporida; Plasmodiidae.
AUGAACAGUGAUUUAUCGAAUUUAGUUCCUUAUGAUAGAAUAUGUAACGAAGAAUUGAGAAGUAAUCAAAAAUUAAAUAUGAUACCGAUUUGCAAAAAAUAUUUAAGGUUUUUAGAUAAUUAUGAACUAUGGGAUGAUACAAAAGCUGAAUACGACGUUUCCUUACUUUUAAAUUAUUGGUUGUAUGAUAAAAUAUCUAAUUUUUAUAGUACUAAAAAUAUUGAUAAAAUUAGUGUUGAUUUUUCCGCUCUCCAGUUGAUAUGGGAUCAUUUUAAAGACGAUGCAAAACGUAAACCAUAUUAUCAAAAUUUUAAGCCUAACGAAGGUAUUUUUAAGAAAGAAGAUUGGGAAAAUAAAAAGAAAUUGUACGAGUAUUAUGUUAAUUAUGAUAACCUUUUUAGUACGGUUCAGCUAUAUCCUAACAAAUGCACAGAAUAUUAUGACUAUUUUAAAGAAAUGAUUUCAGUAUAUAAAAUCUUUUCGGGACUAUGUUUAUCUAGGGAAUACUCCUGUCCAGAGUACUUUUAUAAAUUCCAGAAAAAAAAUCCCGAUAAUAACAUAGAAAAUUUACCGUGUUACAAACAAAUAGAUAUGCAAAAAACUGCUGCUGCAAGGGCUAGACUUUCCAGAGAAGGUGGUACUUCGGAUCAUUCACCAGGACCCGAGGUAGGACAUUUAAAAGUUCGAGGUGCUUCUGGGCCUCAAGGAGAUUCAGCAAGUACUCAAGACACACAGUCAACAUCUCAAUCAUCCAAUAUUGGAACAAAAGUUUCUCAUUCAGUUCUUGGCGCAGCUCCAGUUUUGUUAACUGCCACUAUGUUAUAUAGAUAUACACCCUUAGGUCCCUGGAUUCGUAUUUUCGGUGGAGGAAGAACAACUAGUAUGAAUGCCAUGGAUACACUUUCACCUUAUACGCAAGAAACAGGCGAUAUGUUUUCUAAGGACACAGAGAACUAUAUAUCUUAUCAACCUAUAUAA